AUGAGUACUAGUAAUAGCACUGCUGGCACUCGGCAACAUAAUAUGACCUGUGUCAGAUACAACGCUCCGGAUACUCCAAAAGGCUAUAUUAUUGUAGACGAAUAUCCAUUAAACGGCCAGGUCCUCAUGAUCGAUAAAGAAGAUGAUUUUAUUUUGUGGUCGAGCCUGUGGAAAGCUUUAGGAUCCUGUGAAGUAAAUAUUACAAGGAUUCUCGAAUUACGCCCCGAUCUUUCAAGAGCGAUACGAAUAAUAAAGUUAGGGAACAAUAAAAUACAUGGUACCUGGAUGCCAUUUGAAAUGGUUGAGACAUUGGCAAUGAAAAUUGCAUGGCCUAUCAGAGAACAUUUAAUACCUUUUUUUGGGUAA
Messenger RNA from Lentinula edodes (shiitake mushroom), 366 nucleotides. RefSeq lists its product as uncharacterized. Bases 1 to 366 code for a protein of 121 amino acids. The transcript is spliced from 6 exons. The record is from RefSeq and is a predicted model, not a curated record. Gene Ontology annotation, molecular function: DNA binding. Lineage: Eukaryota; Fungi; Basidiomycota; Agaricomycetes; Agaricales; Omphalotaceae.